AUGCGCGCCGCUAAUCUUUGGUUUUGGACCUCUCUCGCAGCUCCAUGUGUCGGGGUCCAUGCUCCAUGGAACUUAGGAAAUGGGUUUGAGCUCACGGUAAAUGUGGAUUCCAACUGGCUGUCCAUUGCCCACCGUGGUAAAUCUAUUUGGGAGACUGUGUCAGGCCAGUCAUUCCUUAGUGCCAGCGCAGGAGAUGACGAGGUGCUCGCCGCCAAUGGUAACUUCAAGAUCAACGAAGUAGACCGAAAUAAGUGUACCAACCAGAAGAUAAGCGAUGUUGUUAUCAAGUCGUGGCAAAACAGCGGGAAUGACCAUGCUGCGGUUAUUCAGGGUCAGCUCACCGGUUGUGGUAAUGCCACUCCUCAUUUCUCUAUUGCUUUCUGGGUCCCGUCGCAGUUCCCCGAUCGCGUCGCCUUCAGUGUCAAUGUCGACCCUGGAACUUCAUCAGAUGUGGCGACAAAGCUAUACUUGACAUACCGCUCUUCUUCAUCCGAGGAUUUCUAUGGACUCGGUGCCCAGGGAUCGUUCGCCUCUUUCAAAAACCAGACAGUUCCCAUAUUCUCACGCGAGCAAGGUGUCGGCCGUGGUGACCAGCCAACAACUCGCCUUGAAAACAAGGACAGCUUUUUCGCCGGUGGAGAUCAGUUUACAACCUAUACUGCUGUGCCGCAGUAUAUCAGCUCGAAAUCCCGGGUGUUCCACCUCACAGAAGAGAGCUCUGGCUACACUACCUUUAAUUUCACCAAUCCCAGCGCUGUCACUGUGCGAUACGAUGCCCUGGCAAUGGACGGCUACUUCAUGCAAGCCGAGAACAUACUUCACGGUGUUUCCAUGCUUACCGAUUAUACCGGCAAGAUGGCCGCGUUGCCUGAGUGGGUUGACACUGGUGCCGUGCUUGCUAUUCAAGGAGGGCAAACCAAGGUGAACCGGAUUGUCAACCAAGGACUUGGACUUGAAUGUCCCAUUGCUGCAGUCUGGCUCCAGGAUUGGUCUGGUACACACUCGCAGAGCGUCUCGUACAUGUCGCUGAAUGUAUCUCGUCUUUGGUGGAACUGGGAAUCCGAUACUACACUUUACCCAACAUGGAAGGAGUUUGUCCAGUCGCUGCGUGACCAGUACAACGUCCGUACUCUGGCAUAUAUAAACCCAUUUUUGGCGAAUGUCAGCACGAAGCCUAAUGGUUACCGCACCAACCUUUACGAUGAGGCCAGUCAGGGUCGUUACAUGAUCCAAAACUCCACCACCAAUAGUACAUCCGUUAUCUCCAGUGGCCCCGGCCUUGACGCUGGUAUUCUUGAUCUCACCAAUGCUGCUGGCCGAUCCUGGUUCAAGGAGGUGGUGCUGAAUCAAGUGUGGAGUGCCAAUAUCUCCGGAUUUAUGACAGAUUUUGGCGAAUAUACCCCUAUCUACCCCGACACUCAGUUCGCCAACAAGAGCAUUGAUCCCUUCUUCUACCACAACGCCUAUCCUCGAGAGUGGGCUGCUCUGCACCAGUGGAUUGGAAAGAACGUGUCUUCAUUCUCCGAUGCCAUCCUAUUCCAUCGCUCAUCCUCUAUGGCGGCUAACCGGCACAUGAAUCUAUACUGGGCAGGCGAUCAGAACACCAACUGGGGCCGCAACGAUGGUAUCAAGGCUGCUGUCACUGUGAUGGGCCACAUGGGCUUGUCAGGCUAUGCUCACGGCCACAUGGAAAUUGGUGGAUACACCACUACCUGGGACAGUAAUGGUGUUGUGAACCGGUCUUCUGAACUGCUCGGUCGGUGGGGUGAACUUGCCGCCGUCUCCAGUGUAGUUUUCCGUACCCACGAGGGCAACGCCCCUCAGGUCAACGCUCAGUUCUACACCAACUCGACCACAUACUCUUGGUUCGGUUACAACGCACGCAUGUUUGCCAGUCUUGCGAAAUAUCGUCGCCGCAUCUUGGAAACCGAAAGUAAGAACCUCGGCUGGCCAUUGCUCCGCAUGCCCGUCGUCUACCACCCAGAUGACGAGGCCGCCAAGGCAAUCAGCUACCAGAGCUUCUAUCUUGGCUCUGAUUUGUAUGUCGCACCGGUGUUAGAUCCAGGCCGCGCUAGCGUGAAGGUCUACUUUCCCGGCAAGAAUCAGACUUUUACCCACGUUUGGUCUGGAAUGAAGUACCAUGGUGGCCAGACUGCACGUGUAUCCGCACCGUUUGGGAAACCAGCCGUCUUCGUUGUUGGUACGCCGCACAACAACGAUUUGGAUGACUUCCUGCAAUUCGUUCGCCAGGAGAAUGGUACCGUUAUCCGCUUCUAG
This is a messenger RNA of Penicillium robsamsonii, 2277 nucleotides long. RefSeq lists its product as uncharacterized. NCBI's taxonomy places the organism in Eukaryota, Fungi, Ascomycota, Eurotiomycetes, Eurotiales, Aspergillaceae. The transcript has a single exon. Bases 1 to 2277 code for a protein of 758 amino acids. The record is from RefSeq and is a predicted model, not a curated record. Gene Ontology annotation, molecular function: hydrolase activity, hydrolyzing O-glycosyl compounds; carbohydrate binding. Gene Ontology annotation, biological process: carbohydrate metabolic process.